AUGUCCUCAUCUCCUCAAUCUUCUUCCACUUCACUUAUAAAAGGGAACUUCACCAUUCCAGCACAGCUAAAGUUUAUCAUUUCCAACAUAAAGCACAUUGUCAAUAUUCAACUCAACAGUGAUAAUCAUGCCAUUUGGAAACUUCAGGAUCUCACUGUCAUCCAGUAUUUGGCUCAUGUAAAGGCAUUGGUAGACAACAUUGCAGCCACCGGGUCUCAUGUGGAGCAAGAAGAUAUCAUUCUACACAUUUUGAAUGGCCUGUCAUCUUCCUACAAUGCUUUCAAGAUUGCUAUACGCACUCGACCUUCUGCUAUUAUGUUGGAUGAACUCUACUCUCUAUUAUUGAGCGAGGAGAUAAACAUUCAAAAUGAUCACUCCAAAGAAGCUGCUGCUCCGCCAGACUCUACUGCAAUGGUUGCUCUUAAAAUUUCAGCAAACAAAAACUCCAAUGCUGAACAAGCCAGAUCAAACCGUGGAAAAUUCUCUGCUUCAAACAGAGCACCAUCAUCAUGGUUCUUUAACACUUCACGUCCAUCGCGCAAUCCUUCUACCCCACGAGUCACCUGUCAAUUAUGCAACAAAGUUGGUCACUCUACUGCCCAGUGCUGGCAUCGUACAAAUCUCCAAUAA
This is a messenger RNA of Dendrobium catenatum, 630 nucleotides long. RefSeq lists its product as uncharacterized. The record is from RefSeq and is a predicted model, not a curated record. The transcript has 2 exons. NCBI's taxonomy places the organism in Eukaryota, Viridiplantae, Streptophyta, Magnoliopsida, Asparagales, Orchidaceae. Bases 1 to 630 code for a protein of 209 amino acids.